This is a messenger RNA of Anopheles funestus (African malaria mosquito), 1905 nucleotides long. RefSeq names its product dynein regulatory complex subunit 3 (gene TbCMF46). Gene Ontology annotation, molecular function: protein binding. The transcript has 7 exons. Lineage: Eukaryota; Metazoa; Arthropoda; Insecta; Diptera; Culicidae. The record is from RefSeq and is a predicted model, not a curated record. The coding region runs from base 104 to 1849 and encodes 581 amino acids.
UGCAAACAGAUGUACACUUCAGUACCCAAGCACACGCGUAAUCGAAAUAGUUCUCCAACAGAGGUUUAUAAUAACAUAGUUCAAAAUAUUAAAAAAAAAAAAGAUGGGUGAAAGUAAUUUAGCCACCGAUUCAUCCUUCAACAAAGAGCUGGAACCUGGUGUAAUCAGCAAUGAAAUGUUGACGAAAGCAAUUUUGGAGCAGGGCCAUAAAGGGGAAGCCGGACGAUUAGCCCAGCUGAGUCAGCUGCACUUGGAAACAGUUACCGUGAUUAGGUUGGAGUUUCAAAGUAAGCAAAACGGUUCCCUAGCAGAGCUUCAACAGUGUUACCUACAUCUCAUCUCUCACUUGUUCGGUUUUACAGACAUCCUUAAAAUUGAUCAUCUUUGGGUUAUGAAAAAUUUGGAAGUUCUUUCGUUAUCUUUUAACAAAAUCGAUAAAAUCGAAAAUCUUUCACGACUACCCAAAUUGAAAGAAUUGAAUCUGUCGUUUAACUAUAUUGAAAAAAUCGAAAACCUGAAUAAUCUGGAACAUUUGAGAAUUUUGUCUUUGUACGGUAAUCGAAUUAAGUGCGUCGAGAACAUAGACAAACUAGAGCGUUUGGUAAUACUGAGUGUGGGACGUAAUAAUAUCACUACCCUAAACGGUUUGGAACGGUUGAGAUUCUUAAAGGAUCUACGAUCGCUCAAUCUGUCUGAAAAUCCUAUUGCUCAGGAUUCGACUAAGCCUUUACGAUUGUAUUUAGCAACCCUUCUGCCACAGCUGAAGUAUUAUGAAUAUAUUUUGAUCAGACCCGCCGAACGUGAUGCUGGAAAGGAAAAGUUUCAGCGAGAACUGAUCGACAUUUUGGAACACGAAAGGAUCGAAAUAAUAGAGCGUACGAACGCAGCCAAGGAGCGAGAUGACGAAAUACGGCUGUCGAAAAGUUUUGUGGAACAUCUAAAUAGCCAUCAAUUGUUUGAAUCGCUGUUUCUAGGUGAUCCGGAAGGCGCUGCAUUGCUAAGCAUAGGAGCAGAAGCAGUCGAUCUUAAGAAUGACUAUCGAAACGAAGCCUACUCAUUUACCCAGAAUAUAUACAAGAUGGGGUUGGAGCAACAGGACAAACGUCAAGCAGAAAUAGAGCUGUACAGCAGAUGCAUCCAGGAUGAACGAAAAAAGGCACAAUUAAUGGGACAAACGAUCAUCAAUAAUUUCCUAGUAUCAUACAAGAAUUUAUACAAAUUAGCGAAGGAUAUUGUUUCUGGAUUGAAGGGACGCGAUCUAAACAGCAAAACAUACAAUGCCGAAACGGAAAAAUUGUUGGAUGAUCUAAACUUGUGCAAAAGCGGCUUUAAUUCCCUGUUCGAAGACACUUGGCACACGCUGAUGGGUAUUGAAAUGCAACUUUUCGAAAGGACCGAGGAAGGAAAUUCUACAUUUGAAAAUACUAUUAAAGAAAUGACAAACGAAUUCAUCGAGAUGGCGCAGGGUCAAUUUGUGUUGUUACGUGAAGCAGAGAUAAAUUUCAGUGAUGCUCUUGUGGAUACUGUACAGCAGUUCGUAACGUUUAAGGCAGCUUCGGGGCAGGCAGAUCAAUUGCCAGAGGCUUUGAAGGAGUCUCUAGAUGACAAGGAUGUUAUAAGCAAUAUGGCAGCGGGCAUGCGUGACCAACACAUGCAGCAAAUCGAUGCUAGGGAAGAUAAACUAAUCACACGAAGCCGAAGCUGGGUCAAAGAACUGUGCGAUGAUUUACAAAAUUCUGAAAUUAAGCGAAACAGAGCAAAGGUGCUAGAGAUCACCUACUUUUUGGAUCAACACCGUCAGUCCUUCAUGACUGCGUUAGACGAAGUCGCAAGCAAGUUAGAAGUGUAAUGGAAUACAAAAUUAAAAUUUUAAGUUCAUUUUACUUUUGAAACCGAGUCAUGCAA